AGAGAGCUGGCGUUCCCUUAGUGAGAACUAUGUUUGGUUUAGAUAGCAAUUGAGUUGAGGCAACUUCCUAAAGUCCGUAAAAAUAGGUGGACUAUGAGGAAAAGGAUCUACAGGAGUCCAGGUGUGAUCAAAGAUGAACAAGAGAUUGUACAGAAACGCACCUUCACAAAAUGGAUCAAUUCCCAUCUGGCCAAGCGGAAGCCUCCCAUGGUGGUGGAUGACCUUUUUGAAGACAUGAAAGAUGGCAUCAAACUGCUUGCUCUACUGGAGGUCCUGUCUGGGCAGAAACUGCCUUGUGAACAAGGACACCGGGUGAAGCGUAUUCAUGCUGUGGCUAACAUUGGCACCGCACUCAAAUUCCUUGAAGGAAGGAAGUCCAUGUACAGAGGAUCACCGAUUAAAUUAGUCAACAUUAAUGCUACUGAUAUUGCUGAUGGCCGACCAUCAAUCGUUCUUGGGCUGAUGUGGACCAUUAUCCUGUAUUUCCAGAUAGAAGAGUUGACCAGCAACCUACCACAGCUGCAGUCUCUGUCCAGCAGUGCUUCCUCUGUGGACAGCAUGGUCAGCACCGAGACUGCCAGCCCACCCAGCAAACGAAAGGUGGCUACCAAGAUCCAGGGAAAUGCCAAGAAAACUCUAUUAAAGUGGGUCCAGCACACAGCAGGCAAGCAGAUGGGAAUAGAAGUAAAAGACUUCGGGAAGAGUUGGAGAACUGGGUUGGCCUUUCAUUCAGUCAUCCAUGCUAUCCAGCCUGACCUGGUGGACCUGGAGAAGGUGAAGACUAGAUCUAACAGAGAAAACCUGGAGGACGCCUUCACGAUCGCUGAAACACAACUGGGCAUCCCCAGACUGCUUGAUCCUGAAGAUGUGGAUGUGGACAAGCCAGAUGAGAAGUCUAUCAUGACUUACGUGGCCCAGUUCUUAACACAAUACCCUGACAUUCACGGUGCAGGCUGUGAUGGGCAAGAGGAUGAUGAAAUAUUUCCAGUUUACUCAUCUUUUGCAAAUUAUAUACAAUCUAAGAGGGAUGACAGACAAAUUUUGAAGGAAACAAAAGUUUGGAUAGAACAAUUUGAGAGAGAUUUUACGAGGGCACAGAUGACCGAAUCAAGUCUGCAGGACAAAUAUCAGUCAUUUAAGCACUUCAGAGUUCAAUAUGAAAUGAAAAGGAAACAGGUGGAGCAUAUAAUACAGCCAUUGCAAAGAGAUGGCAAACUGACACUCGACCAAGCCUUGGUCAAGCAGUGCUGGGAGAGAGUGUCAUCCCGGCUCUUCGAUUGGCAUAUACAGCUGGAUAAAUCUCUCCCUGCACCUCUGGGCACUAUAGGUGCUUGGCUAUACAGGGCAGAGGUGGCCCUGAGAGAAGAGAUCACCAUUCAGCAGGUUCAUGAGGAAACAGCAAACACAAUCCAACGGAAACUUGAGCAACAUAAGGAUCUGCUUCAAAAUACAGAUGCCCACAAAAGAGCGUUCCAUGAAAUCUACCGGACCAGGUCUGUCAAUGGGAUCCCAAUGCCUCCUGAUCAGCUAGAGGACAUGGCUGAGAGGUUUCAUUUUGUGUCCUCCACAUCCGAGCUGCACUUAAUGAAAAUGGAGUUUCUCGAACUGAAGUACCGUCUGCUGUCCCUGCUGGUCCUCGCUGAGUCAAAGCUGAAGUCCUGGAUCAUCAAGUAUGGAAGGCGAGAGUCUGUGGAGCUGCUGCUGCAAAGCUAUAUCUCUUUUAUAGAAAACAGCAAGUUCUUUGAACAGUAUGAAGUGACAUACCAGAUCCUGAAACAGACAGCUGAAAUAUACGUCAAAGCAGAUGGCUCAGUGGAGGAAGCUGAGAACGUGAUGAAAUUCAUGAGUGAAACCACUGCCCAGUGGAGGAAUCUCUCCGUGGAGGUGCGGAGUGUACGGAGCAUGCUGGAGGAGGUGAUCUCCAACUGGGAUCGCUAUGGUGAUACCGUGGCUAGUCUCCAAGCCUGGCUAGAAGAUGCAGAGAAAAUGCUAAGCCAAUCAGAAAAUGCCAAGAAGGAUUUUUUUCGAAAUCUGCCUCACUGGAUUCAGCAGCACACAGCUAUGAACGAUGCCGGGAAUUUCCUGAUUGAGACCUGCGAUGAGAUUGUUUCUCGAGACCUUAAACAGCAGUUGCUCUUAUUGAACGGUCGAUGGAGGGAGCUCUUCAUGGAAGUCAAACAAUACGCAAGAGCAGACGAGAUGGACAGAAUGAAGAAAGAAUAUAUAGACGUCACUACCACCCUCUUUGGUUUUGCAACUGAAGCCCACAGGAAACUCUCUGAGCCUUUAGAAGUUUCUCUUAUCAAUGUCAAGUUAUUAAUUCAAGACUUGGAGGAUCUUGAGAAGAGGGUGCCUGUGAUGGAUGCUCAGUACAAGACGAUUGCCAAGAAGGCACAGCUCUUUGCCAAAGAAAGUCCCCAAGAAGAAGCGAAUGAAAUGCUUACAACCAUGUCCAAGCUCAAAGAACAGCUAUCCAAGGUCAAAGAAUGUUGCUCCCCACUGUUGUCCGAGGCCCAGCAACUGACUGUUCCUUUAGAAGAACUGGAGGUGCAAAUCACGUCCUUCUAUGAGUCCCUUGGAAAAAUCAAUGAGAUUCUAUCAGUUCUUGAGCAAGAAGCACAAUCUAGCACGCUCUUUAAGCAAAAACACCAGGAACUGUUAGCUUCUCAAGAGAGCUGUAAGAAAUCCUUGACACUCAUAGAGAAGGGCAGCCACAGUGUUCAGAAGAUGGUGACCUUGAGCCAGGCACUAAAGCACUGGGAUCACACGAAACUGCAGAAGCAAAUAGCAGAUGUCCAUCAUGCAUUCCAGAGCAUGAUCAAGAAAACUGGAGACUGGAAGAAGCACGUGGAAGCCAACAGCCGUUUGAUGAAGAAAUUUGAGGAGUCUCGGGCCGAGUUGGAGAAGGUGCUUAGGGUUGCUCAGGAGGGCCUAGAGGAGAAGGGGGACCCUGAAGAACUCCUUCGGAGACACACGGAAUUCUUCAGCCAGCUGGACCAGAGGGUCCUCAAUGCUUUCCUAAAAGCCUGUGAUGAGCUAACUGACAUCCUCCCAGAGCAGGAGCAGCAAGGCCUACAGGAGGCUGUCCGAAAGCUACACAAACAGUGGAAGGAUCUUCAGGGAGAAGCGCCUUAUCAUUUGCUCCAUCUGAAAAUCGCUGUGGAGAAAGACAGAUUCUCAGCUGUUGUGGAAGAGUGCAAAGCUGAGCUGGAGCAAGAGACCAAGCUGGCUCCUCAAGAAGGCAGCGAGAAGAUCAUAAAGGAACACAGGGUUUUCUUCAGUGACAAGGGUCCUCACCAUCUCUGUGAGAAGAGACUACAGCUCAUAGAGGAACUGUGUGGGAAACUCCCAGUCCGGGACCCAGUAAGGGACACAUCUGGAGCCUGUCACACAGCUCUCAAAGAGCUCAAAGCUUCCAUUGACAACACUUACAUGAUGCUCGUGGAUGACCCAGAUAAGUGGAAGGACUAUACCAGCAGGUUUUCUGAGUUCUCCUCUUGGGUGUCUGCAAAGAAGGCAUGGUUGAAGAAAAUCAAGGAUGAGCCCAUUAACAUUGGCAACCACGAUGAGGUUAAGCAUGUGGUAGAUGAGAUCAGAAAUGACAUUACCAAGAAAGGAGAGAGUCUCAGCUGGCUGAAAUCCAGGCUUAAGCAUUUGAUUGAUAUUUCUUCAGAGAAUGAAGCCCAAAAGCGAGGAGAUGAGCUGGCAGAAUUAUCAAGCUCUUUCAAGGCUCUUGUGGCAUUACUGUCAGAGGUUGAAAAGCUGCUAAGCAACUUCGGAGAAUGCAUUCAGUACAAGGAAAUCAUGAAAAGUUCCCUUGAGGGGUUGAUAUCAGGCCCCCAAGAAGGCAAGGAAGAGGCUGAGAUGAUCCUGGACUCGAAAAAUCUGCUUGAGGCGCAGCAGUUGCUCCUGCAUCACCAGCAAAAGACAAAGAUGAUCUCAGCAAAGAAGAGAGACCUCCAGCAGCAGAUGGAGCAGGCACAGCAGGGUGGGCAGGCAGGCCCAGGUCAAGAGGAGCUGCGGAAGCUGGAGAGCACCCUCACAGGCCUGGAGCAGAGCAGGGAGAGGCAGGAACGUCGCAUCCAGGUCAGCUUGAGGAAAUGGGAGCGGUUUGAGACAAACAAGGAAACGGUGGUCAGAUAUCUUUUCCAGACAGGUUCCAGCCACGAACGCUUCUUGAGCUUCAGCAGUUUGGAAAGCCUAUCAUCAGAGUUGGAGCAGACAAAGGAGUUUUCUAAGAGGACGGAAAGUAUUGCCACCCAGGCUGAGAACCUUGUCAAGGAAGCCGCAGAGUUGCCGCUGGGGCCCAGGAAUAAGCCUGUGCUUCAGCGGCAGGCCAAGUCAAUCAAGGAGCAGGUCAAAACCCUAGAAGACACGCUUGAAGAAGAUAUUAAAACCAUGGAAAUGGUGAAAUCCAAGUGGGAUCAUUUUGGCAGUAAUUUUGAGACCCUGUCCAUCUGGAUAUUGGAGAAAGAGAAUGAACUCAGUUCCUUGGAAGCCUCAGCAUCUGCUGCGGAUGUGCAGAUCAGCCAAAUCAAGGUCACAAUUCAAGAAAUAGAAAGUAAAAUUGACAGCAUUGUAGGGCUAGAAGAAGAAGCCCAGUCCUUUGCCCAGUUCGUCACCACGGGAGAGUCUGCUCGCAUCAAAGCCAAGUUGACACAGAUAAGAAGAUACUGGGAGGAGCUCCAAGAGCAUGCACGGGGCCUGGAAGGGACAAUUCUGGGCCACCUAUCACAGCAGCAAAAGUUUGAAGAGAAUCUGAGAAAGAUCCGGCAAUCUGUGUCUGAAUUUGCAGAGAGGCUGGCUGAUCCGAUUAAAAUAUGUUCCUCAGCUGCAGAGACGUACAAAGUUCUCCAAGAGCAUAUGGAUCUCUGUCAAGCCCUAGAGUCCCUCAACAGCACAGUUACCAUGUUCUCAGCCAGUGCCCAGAAGGUGGUAAACAGAGAGUCCUGCACCCAGGAGGCUGCAGCCCUACAGCAGCAGUACGAGGAGAUACUACACAAAGCCAAAGAGAUGCAGAAGGCAUUGGAGGACCUGCUGGCCCGCUGGCAGAGGUUGGAAAAGGGACUAUCGCCCUUCCUGACCUGGUUAGAGCGAUGUGAAGCCAUAGCCAGUUCACCAGAAAAGGACAUUUCUGCAGAUAGAGUCAAAGUAGAAAGUGAACUGCAGUUAAUACAGGCCCUGCAAAAUGAAGUCGUGUCCCAGGCCUCACUCUACAGCAAUCUCCUGCAGCUGAAGGAAGCCCUGUUCUCAGUGGCCUCCAAAGAGGACGUGGCGGUGAUGAAGCUGCAGUUGGAACAGCUGGAUGAGCGCUGGGGAGACUUACCGCAGAUAAUUAGCAAAAGGAUGCACUUUCUCCAGUCCGUGCUGGCUGAGCACAAGCAGUUUGAUGAACUGCUAUUUUCCUUCUCUGUCUGGAUUAAGCAGUUUCUCGGCGAAUUGCAAAGGACUUCAGAGAUAAAUUUAAGGGACCAUCAAGUGGCUCUCACUCGGCACAAGGACCAUGCUGCAGAAAUAGAGAAGAAAAGAGGAGAGAUAAAGCAUCUUCAAGGUCACUUGUCACAAUUGAGGAGUCUGGGCAGAGCCCAGGACCUGCACCCACUGCAGAGCAAGGUGGAUGACUGCUUCCAGCUCUUUGAAGAAGCCAGCCAGGUAGUGGAGAGGCGGAAGCUGGCUCUGGCACAGCUAGCAGAAUUCCUCCAGAGCCAUGCCUGCGUGUCUACUCUUCUCCAUCAGCUCAGACAAACAGUGGAGGCCACCAAAAGCAUGAGUAAGAAGCAGUCUGACUCCCUCAAAAAGGACCUUCACAAUGCCAUUCAAGACGUGAAAACAUUAGAAUCCAGUGCCAUCAGUCUGGAUGGUACCCUGACCAAAGCCCAGUGCCACCUGAAAAGUGCGAGCCCUGAGGAAAGGACCUCCUGCAGAGCCACCACCGACCAGCUCUCUUCAGAAGUAGAGAGAAUCCAGAACCUUCUGGGAACCAAGCAGAGUGAGGCAGACGCCCUGGUGGCACUGAAAGAAGCAUUCCAGGAGCAGAAAGAAGAGCUGCUGAGAAACAUUGAGGAUAUUGAAGAGAGGAUGGACAGGGAGCGGUUAAAUGUGCCCACCCGCCAGGCUCUGCAGCAUAGGUUGAGAGUGUUCAACCAGCUGGAGGAUGAGCUAAACUCCCAUGAGCACGAGCUCUGCUGGCUGAAAGACAAAGCAAAACAAAUCGCCCAGAAGGAUGUUGCGUUUGCACCUGAAGUGGAUAGGGAGAUAAACCGCUUAGAGGCAACCUGGGAUGACACUAGAAGACAAAUUCAUGAAAACCAGGGCCAGUGCUGUGGACUCAUUGACUUAGUAAGAGAAUAUCAGAGCUUGAAGUCAACAGUGUGUAACGUUCUGGAAGAUGCAAGCAAUGUCGUUGUGAUGAGAGCUACCAUAAAGGACCAGGGGGACCUUAAGUGGGCGUUUUCCAAGCAUGAAACUUCCAGGAAUGAAAUGAAUUCUAAACAGAAAGAGUUGGAUAGUUUUACCAGCAAAGGCAAACACUUGUUAUCUGAGCUGAAAAAAAUCCACAGUGGCGAUUUCAGCCUGGUCAAGACAGACAUGGAGAGCACCCUGGACAAGUGGCUGGAUGUAUCAGAAAGAAUUGAGGAAAACAUGGACAUGCUGAGAGUGAGCCUGUCCAUCUGGGAUGAUGUCCUUUCAAGGAAAGAUGAGAUCGAAGGAUGGUCCAGCAGCUCUCUCCCAAAGCUGGCGGAAAACAUCGGCAACCUAAACAACAGUCUCAGAGCCGAAGAGCUCCUGAAAGAACUGGAGUCUGAAGUUAAAAUCAAAGCCUUAAAAUUGGAAGAACUGCGUUCCAAAAUCAACAAUCUUAAAGAACUAACGAAAAAUCCAGAAACACCAACAGAACUUCAGUUUAUAGAAGCAGACUUAAGGCAGAAGCUGGAACACGCCAAAGAAAUCACCGAGGAAGCAAGGGGAACCCUGAAGGAUUUCACGGCUCAGAGGACCCAAGUGGAGAGAUUUGUCAAGGACAUCACAGUGUGGCUGAUCAAUGUGGAGGAAUCAUUGACCAGAUGUGCCCAAACCGAGACUUGCGAAGGGCUGAAGAAAGUCAAGGACAUACGAAAAGAACUUCAAAGUCAACAAAACAGCAUCAUCUCCACUCAAGAAGAGCUCAACAGUCUGUGCCGGAAGUACCACUCAGUGGAGUUGGAGAGCCUGGGCCGUGCAAUGACUGGGCUAAUAAAGAAACAUGAAGCCACAAGCCAGCUGUGCUCCCAAACCCAGGCCAGCAUACAGGACUCUCUGGAAAAACACUUCAGUGGUUCUAUGAAAGAAUUCCAAGAAUGGUUUUUAGGAGCAAAAGCAGCAGCCAGAGAAUCUUCUAAUCUAACUGGUGACAGCCAAAUUCUCGAAGCCAGGCUCCACGAUCUUCAGGGUGUCCUGGAUUCGCUCAGUGAUGGGCAGAGUAAGCUGGACGUGGUGACUCAGGAAGGACAAACUCUGUAUGCACAUCUGCCCAAGCAGAUUGUUAGCAGCAUCCAGGAGCAAAUCACAAAAGCCAAUGAAGAAUUCCAAGCUUUCCUGAAACAAUGCCUUAAAGAGAAGCAGGCUCUCCAGGACUGUGUUUCAGAGCUGGGGAGCUUUGAGGACCAGCACAGAAAAUUGAACUUAUGGAUCCAUGAGAUGGAGGAAAGGUUAAAAACAGAAAACUUAGGGGAGAGUAAACACCAUAUUUCCGAGAAGAAAAACGAAGUCCGUAAGGUGGAGAUGUUCCUGGGAGAACUUCUGGCUGCCAGAGAGUCCCUCGACAAGCUCUCCCAGAGAGGGCAGCUUCUCAGCGAAGAAAGCCACAGUGCAGGGAAGGGAGGCUGCCGGAGCACCCAGCUCCUUACCAGCUACCAGAGCCUUCUCCGAGUCACCAAGGAAAAGCUGCGCAGCUGUCAGCUGGCCCUGAAGGAGCAUGAGGCUCUGGAAGAAGCCACACAGAGUAUGUGGGCCCGGGUGAAGGAUGUGCAAGACAAGUUGGCUUUUGCAGAGAGCACUCUUGGGAACAAGGAGACAUUGGAGGGGCGAUUGUCACAGAUUCAGGACAUUCUCCUUAUGAAAGGUGAAGGAGAAGUAAAGUUGAAUCUGGCCAUUGGCAAAGGGGACCAGGCCUUAAGAAGCAGCAACAAGGAGGGGCAGCAGGCGAUUCAGGAUCAGCUGGAGAUGCUCAAAAAGGCGUGGGCUGAGGUCAUGAGUUCGGCUGUCCAUGCGCAAAGCACCCUGGAGUCUGUGAUUGACCAAUGGAAUGACUAUCUAGAGAAGAAAAGCCAGUUGGAGCAGUGGAUGGAAUCAGUGGACCAGAGACUAGAGCAUCCUUUACAGCUGCAGCCAGGGCUCAAGGAGAAGUUUUCCUUGCUGGACCACUUUCAAUCCAUAGUGUCUGAGGCAGAGGACCACACAGGAGCUCUGCAGCAACUAGCAGCAAAGUCCAGGGAGCUCUACCAGAAGACCCAGGAUGAGUCCUUCAAAGAGGCUGGCCAGGAGGAACUGAGAACUCAGUUUCAGGACAUAAUGACUGUGGCCAAGGAGAAAAUGAGGACAGUGGAGGACCUUGUGAAAGACCACCUCAUGUACUUAGAUGCUGUCCAGGAAUUCGCAGAUUGGCUCCACUCUGCAAAGGAAGAGCUUCACCGCUGGUCGGACACAUCUGGGGAUCCACCAGCUACCCAGAAAAAGCUGUUGAAAAUCAAGGAGCUGAUAGAUUCCAGAGAGAUCGGUGCAGGCCGCCUAAGCAGAGUGGAGUCGCUGGCCCCGGCUGUGAAACAGAACACAGCUGCCAGUGGGUGUGAGCUUCUGAACUCGGAGAUGCAGGCCCUGCGCGCCGACUGGAGGCAGUGGGAAGACUGCCUCUUCCAAACACAGAGCAGCCUGGAGAGCCUAGUCAGUGAAAUGGCUCUCUCGGAGCAGGAGUUCUUUGGCCAGGUGACCCAACUCGAGCAGGCCCUGGAACAGUUCAGCACCCUUCUGAAAACGUGGGCCCAGCAGCUCACCCUCCUGGAAGGCAAGAACUCUGACGAGGAGAUCGUGGAAUGCUGGCACAAAGGACGUGAGAUUCUGGAUGCUCUACAAAAGGCAGAGCCUAUGACAGAGGAUCUCAAGUCUCAGUUGAAUGAGCUAUGCCGGUUUUCCAGGGACCUGACUCCAUACAGUGGGAAAGUCUCAGGCUUGAUUAAAGAAUAUAACUGUCUCUGUCUGCAAGCUUCCAAGGGCUGCCAGAAUAAAGAACAGAUUUUGCAGGAAAGAUUUCAGAAGGCCUCCAGGGGCUUCCAGCAGUGGUUGGUUAACGCAAAAGUCACCACGGCCAAGUGUUUUGAUCUACCUCAGAAUCUUAGUGAAGUUUCUUCCAGUCUUCAGAAGAUCCAGGAGUUUCUGUCAGAAAGUGAAAAUGGGCAACAUAAGCUAAACACAAUGCUGUACAAAGGAGAGCUGCUGAGCUCUCUGCUGACAGGAGAGAAAGCACAAGCUGCCCAGGCCAAAGUCCUAACCGCAAAAGAGGACUGGAAAAGUUUUCAUGCAAAUCUCCACCAAAAGGAAUCAGCCCUGGAGAAUCUAAAGAUCCAGAUGAAAGACUUUGAAGUGAGCGCAGAACUUGUGCAGAACUGGCUGAGUAAAACGGAGAGGCUGGUGCAGGAGAGCAGCAAUCGCCUCUAUGACCUGCCUGCUAAGAGGAGAGAACAGCAGAAGCUGCAGUCUGUCCUUGAGGAGAUACAGUGCUACGAGCCUCAGCUCCACAGGCUGAAGGAGAAAGCUCUGCAGCUAUGGGAGGGACAAGCUGCAAGCAAGAGCUUUGUGCACAGAGUGUCGCAGCUGUCUUCUCAGUAUCUAGCGCUAAGCAAUGUAACCAAGGAGAAAGUGUCCAGGCUGGACAGAGUUAUUGCUGAGCACAACCGGUUCUCCCAGGGUGUUAAAGAACUGCAGGACUGGAUGUCAGAUGCAGUUCACAUGCUGGAUUCCUACUGCCUCCCCACGUCAGAUAAAAGUGUGCUGGAUGGCAGAAUGCUCAAGCUGGAGGCUCUGCUGUCAGUGAGACAGGAAAAAGAGAUUCAGAUGAAAAUGGUUGUGACCCGGGGGGAGUAUAUUCUGCAGAGUACCUCUCUGGAAGGCAGCGCUGCUGUUCAGCAGCAGCUGCAGGCUGUGAAGGAUAUGUGGGAAUCCCUCUUGUCUGCAGCAAUUCGAUGUAAGAGUCAGCUGGAAGGAGCACUCUCAAAGUGGACAAGUUAUCAGGAUGACGUGCGGCAGUUCUCCAGCUGGAUGGACAGUGUGGAAGUCAACCUGACAGAAUUGGAAAAACAGCACACAGAGCUACGGGAGAAAGUAACUGCUCUGGGAAAAGCCAAGUUAUUAAAUGAGGAGGUGUUGAGUCACAGCAGCCUGCUGGAAACCAUUGAACUCAAGAGGGCAGCCAUGACAGAGCAUUAUGUCACCCAGUUAGAACUGCAGGAUCUGCAGGAAAGGCACCAAGCCCUCAAAGAGAAGGCCAAGGAAGCAGUGACAAAAUUGGAAAAGCUGGUCCGCCUUCAUCAAGAGUAUCAGAGAGACCUAAAGGCAUUUGAAAGUUGGCUGGAGCAAGAACAAGAGAAACUUGACCGAUGUUCAGUGCAUGAGGGUGACACCAAUGCCCAUGAGACAAUGUUGCGAGAUCUUCAGGAGCUUCAAGUGCGGUGCGCAGAGGGUCAGGCCCUGCUAAACUCAGUUCUUCACACCAGGGAGGAUGUGAUCCUGUCAGGCCUCCCCCAGGCGGAAGACAGAGUGCUGGAGUCUCUUCGUCAGGACUGGCAGGUUUACCAGCACAGGCUGGCUGAGGCCCGGACGCAGUUCAACAAUGUUGUAAACAAACUGAGGCUGAUGGAGCAGAAGUUCCAGCAAGCUGACGAAUGGCUCAAAAGAAUGGAGGAGAAAAUUAAUUUCAGGAGCGAAUGCCAGAGCAGCCGAUCCGACAAGGAGAUCCAGUUGCUUCAGCUGAAGAAGUGGCACGAAGACCUGUCAGCACACAGAGAUGAGGUUGAGGAGGUGGGAACCAGAGCCCAGGGGAUCCUGGAUGAGACUCACAUAAGCAGUAGGAUGGGCUGCCAAGCCACCCAGCUGACUUCCCGGUACCAGGCCCUGCUGCUCCAAGUGCUGGAGCAAAUAAAAUUCUUAGAAGAGGAACUGCAGUGUCUGGAGGAGACAGAAUCAUCCCUCAGUUCCUAUUCAGACUGGUACGGCUCCACUCAUAAAAACUUCAAGAACGUGGCUACCAAAAUCGAUAAAGUCGAUGAAUCCAUGAUGGGGAAAAAAUUGAAGACAUUGGAGGUUUUAUUAAAAGACAUGGAGAAGGGCCACAGUUUGUUGAAAUCAGCUCGAGAGAAAGGGGAGAGGGCAGUGAAAUUCCUGGAGGAGCAUGAGGCUGAAGCACUAAGAAAGGAGAUCCAUACCUACAUGGAGCAGCUGAAGAACUUGACGAGCACCGUCCGGAAGGAGUGCAUGAGCCUGGAGAAAGGCCUUCACUUGGCCAAAGAGUUCUCAGAUAAAUACAAAGUACUGACCCAGUGGACGGCAGAAUACCAGGAGAUCCUGUGCACACCCGAAGAACCCAAAAUGGAGCUAUAUGAGAAAAAAGCACAGCUAUCCAAAUACAAGUCACUACAACAAAUGGUGCUGUCCCACGAGCCAUCCGUGAUCUCAGUGCAAGAGAAGAGUGAGGCGCUUCUGGAACUGGUACAGGAUCAGAGCUUAAAGGACAAAAUACAAAAACUUCAAAGUGACUUCCAGGACCUCUGCAGCAUAGUAAAGGAGCGGGUCUUCAGUCUGGAAGCAAAAGUCAGAGACCAUGAAGACUACAACACUGAGCUCCAAGAGGUAGAGAAGUGGCUGCUUCAGAUGUCUGGCCGGCUGGUGGCGCCUGAUCUUUUAGAGAUGAGCAGCCUAGAGACCAUCACUCAGCAGCUUGCCCAUCAUAAGGCGAUGAUGGAAGAAAUAGCAGGUUUUGAAGACCGCCUGGACACCCUUAAAGCCAAAGGUGACACUUUGAUUGGCCAGUGCCCUGAGCACUUGCAGGCAAAGCAGAAGCAGAGUGUCCAAGCUCAUCUGCAGGGCACAAAGGACAGUUACUCAGCCAUCUGCAGCACAGCCCAGAGGGUAUACCGCAGCUUGGAAUAUGAACUCCAGAAGCAUGUCAGCAGCCAAGACACUUUGCAGCAGUGCCAGGCAUGGAUCUCUGCAGUCCAGCCAGACCUGAAGCCCAGCCCACAGCCACCUCUCAGCAGAGCAGAAGCUGUUAAGCAGGUCAAACACUUCAGAGCUUUGCAAGAGCAGGCAAGGACCUACUUGGAUCUCCUUUGCUCCAUGUGUGACUUGUCAAACUCCUCAGUGAAAAACACAGCAAAAGAUAUUCAGCAAACAGAGCAGCUGAUUGAACAAAGGCUGGUCCAAGCACAGAACUUAACUCAGGGCUGGGAAGAGAUCAAGAGCCUGAAGGCCGAGCUCUGGAUUUACCUACAGGAUGCUGACCAACAGCUACAGAACAUGAAGAGGAGGCACACUGAGCUGGAGAUAAAUAUUGCUCAGAACAUGGUCAUGCAAGUGAAGGAUUUUAUUAAGCAGCUACAGUGUAAGCAGGUCUCUGUGAGCACCAUCGUAGAAAAGGUGGACAAGCUAACAAAGAACCAGGAGUCCCCUGAGCACAAGGAAAUAACCCACCUGAAUGACCAAUGGCAAGACCUUUGCCUGCAGUCUGACAAGCUAUGUGCACAGAGAGAACAGGACCUUCAGAGAACCAGCAGUUACCAUGACCACAUGAGUGUCGUUGAAGCCUUUCUUGAAAAAUUUACUACAGAAUGGGACAGCCUGGCCAGAUCUAAUGCAGAAAGCACAGCUAUCCACUUGGAAGCUUUGAAGAAGCUAGCCUUGGCCUUGCAAGAGAAAACAUAUGCCAUCGAUGACCUGAAAGACUGCAGACAGAAACUGAUAGAGCAGCUGAGUCUCGAUGACAGAGAGCUGGUGAGGGAACAGACCAGUCACUUCGAGCAACGGUGGUGUCAGCUCGAGGACCUUGUCAAAAGGAAAAUCCAGGUGUCAGUCACCAACUUGGAGGAAUUAAAUGUGAUUCAAUCCAGAUUCCAGGAGCUGAUGGAGUGGGCUGAAGAGCAGCAGCCUAACAUUGUGGAGGCCUUGAAGCAGAGCCCACCUCCUGGCAUGGCUCAGCACCUCCUCAUGGACCACCUGGCCAUCUGCAGUGAGCUGGAAGACAAACAGGUGCUCCUGAAGUCCCUGAUGAAGGACGCAGAUCGUGUGAUGGCUGACCUUGGCCUCAAUGAGCGGAAGGUGAUCCAGAAGGCGCUCUCUGAGGCUCAGAAGCAUGUAAGUUGUCUCAGUGACCUAGUGGGCCAGCGAAGAAAGUACUUGAAUAAGGCCUUGUCUGAGAAAACCCAGUUUCUCAUGGCAGUCUUUCAGGCCACCAGCCAAAUCCAGCAACAUGAGCGAAAGAUCGUAUUCCGGGAAUAUAUCUGCCUACUUCCAGAUGAUGUGAGCAAACAGGUCAAAACAUGUAAGACUGCCCAGGCCAGCCUCAAGACUUACCAGAAUGAGGUCACUGGACUUUGUGCCCAGGGUCGGGAAUUGAUGAAGGGAAUAACAAAGCAAGAACAGGAGGAGGUGCUGGGGAAGCUCCAGGAGUUACAGACUGUCUAUGACACCGUCUUGCAAAAAUGCAGUCACAGGUUGCAAGAGCUAGAGAAGAGUCUGGUCUCUAGAAAGCAUUUUAAGGAAGAUUUUGAUAAAGCCUGUCACUGGCUUAAACAAGCAGACAUUGUCACAUUUCCUGAGAUCAAUCUCAUGAACGAGAAGUCUGAGCUCCAUGCUCAACUGGACAAAUACCAAAGCAUUCUGGAACAAUCUCCUGAGUAUGAAAACCUUCUGCUCACGCUGCAGACGACUGGGCAGGCCAUGCUACCAUCGCUAAAUGAAGUUGAUCACUCCUACUUAAGUGAAAAACUCAGUGCUCUGCCCCAACAGUUCAAUGUCAUCGUCGCCUUGGCUAAGGAUAAAUUCUAUAAAAUCCAAGAAGCAAUUCUGGCCCGAAAGGAAUAUACUUCUUUGAUCGAGCUGACAACCCAGUCUCUGGGUGACCUGGAAGACCAGUUCCUGAAGAUGAGGAAAAUGCCUUCAGACCUGAUUGUUGAGGAGAGUGUGUCUCUUCAAGAGAGCUACAGAACCCUUCUGGGUGAAGUGGUAGCCCUUGGGGAAGCUGUGAAUGAACUGAACCAGAAAAAGGAGAGUUUUCGCAGCACAGGUCAGCCUUGGCAGCCAGAGAAGAUGCUUCAGCUGGCCACCCUAUAUCAUAGGCUGAAGCGGCAAGCAGAGCAAAGGAUCAGUUUGUUAGAAGACACCACCAGCGUUUACAAAGAGCAUGCACGGAUGUGCCGGCAGCUAGAGAGUCAGCUGGAAGUCGUGAAAAGAGAGCAGGCCAAAGUGAACGAGGAAACACUGCCUGCAGAGGAGAAGCUCAAGGUGUACCACUCGCUGGCAGGCAGCCUGCAAGACUCGGGGAUUCUGCUCAAACGAGUGGCCACGCACCUAGAAGAUCUUUCUCCACAUCUCGAUCCCAUGGCUUAUGAGAAAGCCAAGGGUCAGGUCCAGUCCUGGCAGGAGGAGCUAAAACAGAUGACGUCUGACGUCGGGGAGCUGGUGACAGAAUGCGAAAGCAGGAUGGUACAGAGCAUAGACUUCCAGACUGAGAUGAGCCGUUCCCUAGACUGGCUUCGGAGGGUGAGGGCAGAGCUCAGUGGGCCAGUGUGCCUUGACCUCAGCCUCCAGGACAUCCAGGAGGAGAUCAGAAAGAUCCAGAUCCACCAGGAGGAGGUCUUGUCCAGCCUGAGGAUAAUGAGUGCUUUGAGUCACAAGGAGCAGGAGAAGUUCACGAAAGCCAAGGAGCUGAUUUCGGCAGAUCUGGAGCACACGCUGGCUGAGCUCCAAGAGCUAGAUGGAGAUGUGCAGGAAGCGCUGCGCACCCGGCAGGCAACCUUGACCGAAAUAUACAGUCGGUGUCAAAGGUAUUACCAAGUGUUCCAAGCAGCUAAUGAUUGGCUUGACGAUGCCCAAGAAAUGUUACAACUGGCAGGCAAUGGCCUGGAUGUUGAGAGCGCAGAGGAAAACCUCAAAAAUCAUAUGGAAUUUUUCAAAACAGAGGGUCAGUUCCACAGCAACAUGGAGGAGCUCCGAGGUCUUGUGGACAGGCUAGACCCACUCAUUAAGCCCACAGGAAAGGAAGAACUGGCACAGAAGAUGGCUUCCCUGGAAAAGAGGAGUCAGGGGAUCAUCCAGGAGUCCCACAGCCAGCGGGACCUCCUGCAGAGAUGUAUGGUUCAGUGGCAAGAGUAUCAGAAAGCCAGGGAAGGGGUUAUCGAGUUGAUGAAUGAUGCAGAAAAGAAGCUGUCGGAGUUUGCAGUGUUAAAGACAUCUUCCAUCCAUGAAGCCGAAGAAAAGCUGUCAAAACACAAGGCUUUAGUGUCUGUAGUUGACUCUUUCCAUGAGAAAAUUGUGGCUCUGGAGGAAAAAGCAUCACAACUAGAGCAAACCGGAAACGAUACAAGCAAAGCGACCCUAAGCAGGUCGAUGACCACUGUCUGGCAGCGCUGGACACGUCUCCGUGCUGUGGCCCAGGACCAGGAGAAGAUUCUGGAAGAUGCAGUAGAUGAGUGGAAGCGCUUGAGCGCUAAGGUCAAAGAAACUACUGAAGUGAUCAAUCAACUCCAAGGUAGAUUACCUGGAAGUUCAACAGAGAAAGCCUCAAAAGCAGAGCUCAUGACCCUCCUUGAAAGUCAUGACACAUAUUUGACGGAUCUGGAGAGUCAGCAGCUGACCCUGGGUGUGCUACAGCAGCGAGCGCUAAGCAUACUUCAAGAUCGAGCCUUCCCUGGAACUGAGGAAGAGGUGCCCAUCCUUCGGGAAAUCACUGCGCUGCAAGACCAGUGUCUCAACAUGCAGGAGAAAGUGAAGAAUCAUGGCAAACUGGUAAAGCAGGAGCUGCAAGAACGGGAAGCAGUCGAGACUCGUAUUAAUUCUGUGAAAUCUUGGGUUCAAGAAACGAAGGACUAUUUAGGGAAUCCAACAAUAGAGAUCGACACACAACUAGAAGAACUGAAGAGACUUCUAGCUGAAGCCACCAGCCACAGAGAGAGCAUUGAGAAAGUUGCAGAAGAACAGAAGAAUAAGUACUUGGGUCUCUACACUAUCCUACCAUCUGAAAUCUCCCUCCAGCUAGCUGAAGUUGCGUUGGACCUAAAGAUCCAUGAUCAGAUCCAAGAGAAGGUACAAGAAAUUGAACAGGGCAAGGCCAUGAGCCAGGAGUUCGGCUGCAAGAUCCAGAAGGUCACCAAAGACCUCACAACCAUUUUAACAAAGCUGAAAGCCAAAACUGAUGAUCUAGUUCAAGCUAAGGCUGAACACAAGAUGCUGGGGGAAGAGUUAGACGGCUGCAAUUCCAAGUUGAUGGAGUUAGAUGCUGCUAUACAGACAUUCUCAGAACGGCACAGUCAGCUGGGCAAGCCGCUGGCCAAGAAGAUAGGAAAGCUGACUGAACUCCACCAGCAAACCAUCAGGCAGGCUGAGAACCGGCUGUCCAAGCUCAACCAGGCGUUAUCCCACAUGGAAGAGUACAAUGAAAUGGUUGAGACUGUUCGGAAAUGGAUCGAGAAAGCUAAAGUCUUGGUUCAAGGGAACAUCGCCUGGAAUUCAGCAAGCCAGCUCCAAGAACAGUACAUCUUGCACCAGACACUGUUAGAAGAAUCUGGCGAAAUUGACAGUGACCUGGAAGCAAUGGCUGAGAGAGUGCAAUACCUUGCCAACGUGUACUGCACAGGAAAGUUAUCACAGCAAGUGACACAGUUUGGACGGGAGACAGAGGAGUUACGGCAGGCGAUCAGAGUUCGUUUGAGGAACCUCCAAGAUGCAGCCAAGGACAUGAAAAAGUUUGAAGGAGAGCUGAGAAACUUGCAGGUGGCUUUGGAACAAGCCCAGACAAUUCUGACUUCUCCAGAAGUAGGGCGCCUUAGUCUCAAGGAGCAGCUGUCCCAUCGGCAGCAUCUGCUGUCUGAGAUGGAGUCACUGAAGCCAAAGAUGCAAGCCGUACAGCUCUGCCAGAGUGCUCUCCGAAUUCCUGAGGAUGUGGUCGCCAGCUUGCCUCUGUGCCUCGCUGCCCUGCGGCUGCAAGAGGAAGCCAGUCAGCUGCAGCACACGGCCAUCCAACAGUGCAACAUCAUGCAGGAGGCGGUGGUACAGUAUGAAGAGUACAAGCAGGAAAUGAAGCAUCUCCAGCAGCUGAUAGAAGAGGCACACAGAGAGAUCGAGGACAAACCCAUGGCUACCAGUAACAUCCAGGAGCUACAGGCACAGAUCUCUCUGCACGAGGAGCUGGCGCAGAAAAUCAAGGGCUACCAGGAGCAGAUCGACUCUUUGAAUUCCAAAUGCAAGAUGCUGACGAUGAAAGCCAAGCACGCUACUAUGCUGCUGACUGUGACCGAGGUCGAGGGACUGGCUGAAGGGACCGAGGAUCUGGACCGCGAGCUCCUCCCCACGCCUUCAGCCCACCCCUCUGUGGUCAUGAUGACUGCAGGCCGCUGUCAUACUCUGCUGUCACCUGUCACUGAAGAGUCUGGGGAAGAGGGGACCAACAGUGAGAUUUCCUCUCCACCUGCCUGUCGCUCCCCAUCACCUGUGGCUAACACGGAGGCGGCUGUUAACCAGGACAUUGCGUACUACCAAGCUCUGUCAGCCGAGGGGUUGCAGACAGAUGCUGCAAGAAUUCCCCCCAGUGCUGCUGUAUCCCAAGAGUUGUAUGAGCCAGGACUGGAGCCUUCAGCGACUGCCAAGCUGGGCGACUUACAACGUUCCUGGGAAACCUUAAAAAACGUGAUCAGUGAGAAACAGCGGACUCUCUACGAAGUUUUGGAACGCCAGCAGAAGUACCAAGACUCUCUUCAGUCCAUCUCGACUAAAAUGGAGGCCAUGGAGAUGAAGCUAGGCGAGAGCCUCCAGCCCAGCCGGAGUCCAGAGAGCCAGAUGGCUGAGCACCAGGCCCUGAUGGACGAGGUGCAGAUGCUACAAGACGAGAUCAAUGGGCUCCAGGUGUCUCUUGCUGAGGAGCUGGUGGCCGAGUCUCAGGAGUCGGACCCUGCGGAGCAGCUAGCUCUGCAGUCCACGCUCACUGUCCUGGCUGAGAGAAUGUCCACCAUCAGGAUGAAAGCAGCUGGCAAGCGGCAGCUUCUGGAGGAGAAGCUAAAUGAUCAGCUGGAGGAGCAGAGACAGGAGCAGGCUCUGCAGAGGUACCGCUGUGAGGCAGAUGAGCUGGACCACUGGCUGCUGAACACGAAGGCUACCCUGGAUGUUGCACUGGGUACAUCCCAGGAGCCCAUGGACAUGGAUGCCCAGCUGGUGGACUGCCAGAACAUGCUGGUGGAAAUUGAACAGAAAGUGGUGGCCCUGUCUCAGCUGUCUGUGCACAAUGAGAACCUGCUGUUGGAGGGCAAGGCUCACACGAAAGAGGAGGCCGAGCAGCUAGCAGUGAAGCUGAGACUACUCAAAGGGAGCCUUGGGGAGCUGCAGAGGGCCCUGCAUGACAGACAGCUCAACAUGCAGCAGGGAGUCACACAAGAGAAAGAGGAGAACGAUGUUGACUUCACAGACACCCAGAGCCCCGGCGUGCAGGAAUGGCUGGCACAAGCCCGCACCACAAGGACCCACCAGCGGCAGAGCAGCCUCCAGCAGCAAAAAGAGUUCGAACAGGAGCUGGCCGAGCAGAAGAGCCUCCUCCGCUCAGUAGCUAGCCGUGGAGAGGAGAUUCUAACCCAGCAUUCCACCGCAGAAGGUUCAGGUGGCCUUGGUGAAAAACCCGAUGUGUUAUCCCAGGAGUUGGGGAUUGCUGAAGACCAGAUGAGAGUGAAGUGGGAAAGUCUACAACAAGAGUUUAGUGCCAAGCAGAAGCUACUACAGAAUAUUCUGGAACAGGAACAAGAACAAGUGCUUUACAGUAGUCCGAACAGACUCCUGUCAGGGGUACUUCCAUUCAGAGGGGAAUCACAGACUCAGGAUAAGACUUCAGUGACGUCCUUGCUGGAUGGGCUGAGCCAGGCCUUCGGGGAGGCGUCAUCACAGAGUGGAGGGACAGACAGACAGAGCAUUCACUUGGAGCAGAAGCUAUAUGACGGAGUCUCAGCCACUUCCGCCUGGUUGAAUGGCGUCGAGGAGCGCUUAUUUGUAGCCACGGCGCCUUUGCCAGAAGAAACAGGAGCUUGUCUCUCCAACCAGGAGGCUCUUGCCAAGGACAUUAAGGAAAUGUCUGAAGAAAUGGAUAAGAACAAGAACUUGUUUUCCCAAGCAUUCCCAGAGGACAGUGACAACCGGGAUGUCAUUGAAGAUACUCUGGGUUGUCUUUUGGGCAGAUUGUCCCUGCUGGAUUCAGUAGUGGAUCAGCGAUGCCAUCAGAUGAAGGAAAGACUCCAGCAAAUCCUCCGUUUCCAGAAUGACCUGAAGGUGUUGUUUACAUCGUUAUCUGACAGCAAAUAUAUCAUUCUGCAGAAGCUGGCAAAUGUGUUUGAACAGCCCAUUGUGGAACAGAUGCAGGCCAUCCAACAGGCUGAAGAGGGACUCCGGGACCUCGAGGGUGGAAUCUCUGAGUUGAAACGGUGGGCUGACAAGUUGCAAGUGGAACAGUCUGCUCUGCAGGAACUCUCCAAGCUCCAGGACAUGUAUGAUGAGCUAUUGAUGACUAUCAGCUCCCGGAGGAGCAGCCUCCACCAGAACCUUGCUCUCAAGAGUCAGUAUGAUAAGGCUCUGCAAGAUCUGGUGGACCUGCUGGACACUGGACAGGAGAAGAUGACAGGGGACCAAAAGAUCAUUGUAUCCUCCAAAGAAGAAAUCCAGCAGCUGCUUGGGAAGCACAAGGAAUACUUCCAGGGCCUGGAAUCACACAUGAUUUUGACUGAAAUACUCUUCAGAAAAAUCGUUGGCUUUGCAGCUGUGAAGGAAACUCAGUUCCAUACGGACUGCAUGGCUCAGGCCUCUGCUGUGUUGAAGCAGGCUCACAAGAGAGGGGUGGAGCUUGAGUACAUCCUAGAGCUGUGGUCCCAUCUGGAUGAGAAUCGCCAGGAGCUCAGCAGACAGCUGGAGGUGAUAGAAAACAGCAUCCCAAGUGUGGGCCUGGUAGAAGAGAGUGAGGACAGACUGGUGGAAAGGACAAAUCUCUACCAGCAUUUAAAAUCCAGCCUUAAUGAAUACCAGCCCAAACUGUACCAAGCACUGGAUGAUGGGAAGCGACUUCUGAUGUCUGUCAGCUGUUCAGAGCUUGAAAGUCAGCUAAAUCAACUGGGCGAGCACUGGCUCAGUAAUACGAACAAAGUAUCCAAGGAGCUGCACAGACUGGAGACCAUACUGAAACACUGGACCAGAUACCAAAGUGAAGCUGCAGCUCUCAUCCACUGGCUGCAGUCCGCUAAGGACAGGCUGGCAUUUUGGACUCAGCAGUCUGUGACGGUUCCACAAGAACUGGAAAUGGUCCGGGAUCAUCUCAGUGCUUUCCUGGAGUUCUCUAAAGAAGUAGAUGCCAAGUCUGCCCUCAAGUCGUCAGUCACAAGCACAGGAAAUCAGCUUCUUCGGUUAAAAAAAGUGGACACAGCGGCCCUGCGUGCUGAGCUGUCCCGCAUGGACAGCCAGUGGACUGACCUACUGACAGGCAUUCCUGUUGUACAGGAGAAGCUCCAUCAGCUCCAGAUGGACAAGCUGCCUUCCCGCCAUGCCAUUUCUGAGGUAAUGAGUUGGAUCUCACUCAUGGAAAGUGUCAUCCUAAAGGAUGAAGAGGACAUUAGAAAUGCCAUCGGUUACAAGGCCAUCCACGAAUACCUUCAGAAAUACAAGGGUUUCAAGAUAGACCUUAACUGCAAGCAGCUAACGGCGGACUUUGUGAACCAGUCAGUGCUCCAAAUCAGCAGUCAGGACGUGGAGAGCAAGCGCAGUGACAAGACAGAUUUUGCUGAGCAACUUGGGGCAAUGAAUAAAAGUUGGCAGCUCUUGCAAGGUCGAGUUGGAGAGAAGAUCCAGAUGUUGGAAGGCUUGUUGGAGUCAUGGUCAGAGUAUGAAAACAGUGUCCAGUCUCUGAAAGCCUGGUUUGCAAACCAGGAGAGGAAGCUGAAAGAGCAGCAUCCACUUGGCGAUCGGAAUUCUGUUGAGAAUGCUCUGAAGGACUGUCAGGAACUGGAAGAUUUGAUUAAAGCAAAAGAAAAGGAGGUAGAGAAAAUUGAGCAGAAUGGCCUUGCAUUGAUUCAGAACAAGAGGGAGGAGGUCUCUGGCAGUGUCAUGAGCACACUGCAAGAACUCAGGCAGACCUGGACCAGUUUAGAUCACACGGUUGAACAAUUAAAGAUCCAGCUGACCUCAGCCCUUGGCCAGUGGAGCAAUCACAAAGCAGCCUGUGACGAGAUCAACAGUCACCUCAUGGAGGCCAGAUACUCCCUGUCCCGAUUCCGUCUGUUGACAGGUUCCUCCGAAGCUGUACAAGUUCAGGUCGACAAUCUUCAGAAUCUUCAUGAUGAACUAGAAAAACAGGAAGGAGGCUUACAGAAAUUCGGCUCUAUCACCAACCAACUAUUGAAGGAGUGUCACCCACCUGUGGCAGAUACCCUCUCCAGUACUCUGCAAGAAGUCAAUAUGAGAUGGAAUAACUUACUGGAAGAGAUCGCUGAACAGCUGCACUCCAGCAAGGCCCUCCUUCAGCUCUGGCAGAGAUACAAGGACUACUCAAAGCAGUGUGCCUCUGCCAUCCAGACACAAGAGGAACAGACCAGUGUGCUCUUGAAGGCAGCCACUAACAAGGAUAUCGCUGAUGAUGAAGUCACCAAGUGGAUUCAGGAUUGCAACGACCUUCUCAAGGGACUGGAGACAGUCAAGGACUCGCUUUUCAUCCUCCGUGAACUAGGAGAGCAGCUUGGACAGCAGGUGGAUGUGUCCGCAGCAGCAGCCAUUCAGUGUGAGCAGCUCUGUUUCAGCCAGCGCGUGGGUGCCCUGGAGCAGGCUCUUUGCAAGCAGCAAGCAGUAUUGCAGGCUGGAGUUGUUGACUAUGAAACAUUUGCCAAGAGCUUAGAAGCCUUAGAGGUCUGGAUGGUGGAAGCCGAGGGCGUCCUCCAAGGACAGGAUCCCACUCAUUCCUCUGACCUCUCUACUAUCCAGGAAAGGAUGGAGGAACUGAAGGGACAGAUGCUAAAGUUCAGCAGCUUGGCUCCUGAUUUAGACCGUCUCAAUGAGUUGGGGUACCGGCUACCCUUAAAUGACAAGGAGAUCAAGAGGAUGCAGAACCUGAACCGCCAUUGGUCUCUGACCUCUUCUCAGACCACAGAGAGAUUCAGCAAGUUGCAGUCGUUCUUGCUUCAGCACCAGACGUUCUUGGAAAAGUGUGAGACAUGGAUGGAAUUUCUGGUUCAGACAGAGCACAAGUUGGCAGUGGAGAUCUCAGGCAACUACCAGCAUCUUUUGGAGCAGCAAAGAGCACAUGAGCUUUUUCAAGCGGAGAUGUUCAGCCGCCAGCAGAUCCUCCACUCCAUCAUUGUUGAUGGGCAGAAUCUUCUAGAACAAGGUCAAGUUGAUGAUAGGGAAGAGUUCAGCCUGAAGUUGACACUCCUCAGUAACCAGUGGCAGGGAGUGAUUCGAAGGGCCCAACAGAGAAGGGGGAUCAUUGACAGCCAGAUUCGCCAGUGGCAACGCUAUAGGGAAAUGGCAGAGAAGCUCCGUAAAUGGUUGGCUGAGGUGUCUCAUCUGCCGCUGAGUGGUCUCGGGAACAUCCCAGUACCACUGCAACAAGUGAGGAUGCUCUUUGAUGAAGUGCAGUUUAAAGAGAAGGUGUUCCUGCGCCAGCAAGGGAGCUACAUCCUGACGGUGGAGGCUGGCAAGCAGCUCCUGCUCUCUGCUGACAGUGGCGCCGAGGCCGCCCUGCAGGCUGAGCUCACAGACAUCCAAGAGAAGUGGAAGGCGGCCAGCAUGCAUCUGGAGGAGCAGAAGAAAAAACUGGCUUUUUUGUUGAAAGACUGGGAAAAAUGUGAGAGAGGGAUAGCCAAUUCUCUGGAGAAGCUCCGAAUGUUCAAAAAGAGGUUAUCUCAGCCUCUACCUGACCACCAUGAGGAACUUCAUGCAGAGCAGAUGCGGUGUAAGGAACUGGAAAAUGCAGUUGGGAGGUGGACAGAUGACCUGACAGAGUUGGUGCUGGUGAGGGAUGCCCUGACUGUCUACCUCAGUGCUGAGGACAUCUCCAUGCUGAAGGAACGCGUGGAGCUUCUGCAAAGACAAUGGGAAGAGCUUUGUCACCAGGUCUCCCUACGACGACAGCAAGUGAGCGAGCGCCUGAAUGAGUGGGCUGUCUUCAGUGAAAAGAACAAGGAGCUGUGCGAGUGGCUGACCCAGAUGGAGAGCAAAGUCACUCAGAACGGAGACAUCCUCAUCGAAGAGAUGAUAGAAAAACUCAAGAAGGAUUAUCAAGAGGAAAUUGCUGUUGCCCAAGAGAACAAAAUCCAGCUUCAGGAAAUGGGAGAAAGGCUUGCUAAAGCCAGCCACGAAAGCAAAGCCUCUGAGAUUCAGUACAAGCUCAGCAAAGUGAGCGACAGGUGGCAGCAUCUCCUGGAUCUCAUUGCAGCCAGGGUGAAGAAGCUAAAGGAGACGCUGGUUGCUGUGCAGCAGCUGGACAAGAACAUGGGCAGCUUGAGGACUUGGCUGGCCCACAUGGAGUCAGAGUUGGCCAAGCCCAUAGUCUAUGAUUCUUGUAACUCCGAAGAAAUACAGAGGAAACUGAAUGAGCAGCAGGAGCUUCAGAGAGACAUCGAGAAACACAGCACAGGGGUCGCCUCCGUCCUCAACCUGUGUGAGGUUCUACUGCAUGACUGUGAUGCCUGUGCCACCGACGCAGAGUGUGACUCCAUCCAGCAGGCCACUCGCAACCUGGACCGGCGGUGGAGGAACAUCUGUGCGAUGUCCAUGGAGAGGAGACUCAAAAUUGAAGAGACGUGGCGACUGUGGCAGAAGUUUCUGGAUGACUAUUCUCGCUUUGAAGACUGGCUGGAGGUUUCAGAAAGGACGGCUGCUUUCCCCAGUUCUUCUGGGGUGCUCUAUACAGUUGCCAAGGAGGAGCUGAAGAAGUUUGAGGCUUUCCAGCGGCAGGUCCAUGAGAGCCUGACCCAACUAGAGCUUAUCAACAAACAGUACCGGCGCCUGGCCAGAGAGAAUCGCACAGACUCCGCCUGCAGCCUCAGGCAGAUGGUCCAUGGGGGCAACCAGAGAUGGGACGACCUACAGAAGCGGGUCACCUCAAUCUUGCGCAGGCUCAAGCACUUCAUUAGCCAGCGUGAGGAGUUUGAGACUGCCCGGGACAGCAUUCUUGUCUGGCUCACAGAGAUGGAUCUGCAGCUCACCAAUAUUGAACAUUUUUCGGAAUGUGACGUUCAAGCUAAAAUAAAGCAACUCAAGGCUUUCCAACAGGAGAUCUCACUGAAUCAUAAUAAAAUCGAGCAGAUCAUUGCCCAGGGGGAGCAGCUGAUAGAGAAGAGCGAGCCACUGGAUGCUGCUGUCAUCGAGGAGGAACUGGACGAGCUCAGACGCUACUGCCAGGAGGUCUUUGGACGCGUAGAAAGAUAUCACAAGAAACUGAUCCGCCUGCCACUGCCAGAUGACCAUGACCUCUCGGACCGAGAACUAGAUCUCGAAGACUCCACGGCUCUUUCAGACCUCCGAUGGCAGGACCCGUCUGCAGAUGGCAUGCCCUCCCCACAGCCUUCUUCCAACCCCUCCCUCUCCCUUCCUCAGCCCCUUCGGAGUGAGCGGUCAGGGCGAGAUACGCCAGCCAGCGUGGACUCCAUCCCCCUGGAAUGGGACCACGAUUACGACCUCAGUCGAGACCUAGAGUCAGCAUCCCGAACUCUGCCCUCAGAAGAUGAAGAAGGCGAGGAAGACAAGGAGUUCUACCUCAGGGGAGCUGUUGGCUUGUCAGGGGAUCCCAGCUCACUGGAGUCACAGAUGAGGCAACUGGACAAAGCCCUGGAUGACAGCCGCUUCCAGAUACAGCAAACCGCAAAUAUCCUCAGAAGCAAAACCCCCACAGGGCCAGACCUGGACACCAGCUACAAGGGCUACAUGAAGCUGCUGGGCGAGUGCAGUGGCAGCAUAGAUUCCGUGAGGAGACUGGAGCACAAGCUGGCGGAGGAAGAGAGCUUUCCUGGCUUUGUUAACCUCAACAGCACAGAGACUCAGACAGCUGGUGUAAUUGACCGCUGGGAGCUCCUGCAGGCCCAGGCAAUGAGCAAGGAGUUGAGGAUGAAGCAGAACCUUCAGAAGUGGCAGCAGUUUAAUUCUGACCUCAACAAUAUCUGGGCCUGGCUAGGAGAGACGGAGGAGGAGCUGGACAGGCUCCAGCACCUGGCGCUCAGCACUGACAUCCACACCAUCGAGGCUCACAUCAAAAAGCUCAAGGAGCUCCAGAAAGCCGUGGACCACCGCAAAGCCAUCAUCCUCUCCAUCAACCUCUGCAGCUCUGAGUUCACCCAGGCUGACAGCAAAGAGAGUCAUGACUUGCAGGAUCGCUUAUCCCAGAUGAAUGGGAGAUGGGAUCGAGUGUGCUCUCUGCUGGAGGACUGGAGAGGCUUGCUGCAGGAUGCACUGAUGCAGUGCCAGGAGUUCCAUGAAAUGAGCCAUGCCUUGCUUCUCAUGCUAGAAAACAUUGACAGAAGGAAAAAUGAAAUUGUCCCAAUUGAUUCAACCCUUGACCCAGAGACACUUCAGGACCAUCACAAGCAACUCAUGCAAAUAAAGCAGGAGUUGCUGAAGUCCCAACUCAGAGUGGCCUCACUACAAGACAUGUCUCGCCAACUCUUGGUGAAUGCUGAAGGUUCAGAUUGUCUAGAAGCCAAAGAAAAGGUCCAUGUGAUUGGAAACCGGCUCAAACUUCUCCUGAAGGAGGUCAGCCAUCAUAUCAAGGAUCUUGAGAAGUUACUAGACAUGUCAAGCAGUCAGCAGGAUUUGUCAUCAUGGUCUUCUGCAGAUGAGCUGGAUACCUCAGGAUCUGUGAGUCCCACAUCCGGAAGAAGUACCCCAAACAGACAGAAAUCGGUCCACAAGAGAUGGCUCCGAUUCCUCCCGUUCUGACCCCAGGCCAGAACGGGUGGGUCGAGCAUUCCUGUUUCGGAUCCUCCGGGCAGCUCUUCCCUUUCAGCUGCUCCUGCUGCUGCUUAUUGGACUCACCUGCCUCAUACCCAUGUCAGAGAAAGACUACAGCUGUGCCCUCUCCAACAACUUUGCCCGAUCCUUCCAUCCGAUGCUCAGAUAUACCAACGGUCCUCCUCCACUCUGAAGCAAGCAGACAUCCCCACACAAGUGCAGGCAGCAAGAGGAGAAGGAAUAUCAAAUGGCCGAGAAGCACCUAAAGAAAAGUUCAACAUCCUUAAUCAUCAGGGAAAUGCAAGUCAAAAUAACCCUGAGAUGGAGACACAUGCUCCAGUAUGUUCAUAGCAGCCUUAUUUAUAAUAGCCAGAAGCUGGAAAGAACCCCAAUGUCCCUCAACAGAAGAAUGGAUACAGAAAAUGUGGUACAUUUACACAAUGGAAUACUACUCAGCUAUUAAAAAACAAUGAAUUUAUGAAAUUCCUAGGCAAAUGGAUGGAACUAGAACAUAUCAUCCUGAGUGAGGUAACCCAAUCACAAAAGAACACACAUGGUAUGCACUCACUAAUAUUAGUCCCAAAGCUCCAAAUACUCAAGAUACAAUUCACAGACCACAUGAAGCUCAA
This is a messenger RNA of Mus caroli (Ryukyu mouse), 26825 nucleotides long. The record is from RefSeq and is a predicted model, not a curated record. Lineage: Eukaryota; Metazoa; Chordata; Mammalia; Rodentia; Muridae.